AUGAGAAUGCUAAGAAGAGAAUUAUUCGUAAACGCUUGGUUUUUUUGCAUUGGAAUACUCAUAGGUAUUCAUCUCCAAAUAUCAAAAUCUGCAGAUACCGAAGAAGAACUUUUCAAUGGAAAGAGAACUACAAAGGAAGAUAUGAAGGAAAUUUUUGGAACAAGUGGACGAGAAAGAGGAUCUAAGAUCUUUAUUGACAAGAAAAACUUAUUGAUUUCAAAGCCUAUUGAUAACAAGUUAUUUUCCUGGAGCCCAAAUCGUGCAACUUCGUUCCCGUCUUCGCCUCUUCCCGAUUUCUGCAGCUGCAAAUCAGCACCAAAGCCUUCAAAAACGAUAAAUUAUGACAAAUGGACUGUUCCAAAUUAUGAAGAACUAUCAAAUUUCCGAGAAAAGGACAUUGAAAACUUCAAAAAAUCAAAAUUUCAUUCUCAAAACUCGCCACCUUUGAUUCUCUCUAAAGCUCAAUCGUCGAUUGAGUACGUCAGUUAUGGUUAUGAUAUCAGCCCGGAAGAGCAAUUCAACCCAUAUUUGAAAGUCGUUGCCGACGAGAAUGAACAUUUUAAAUUUGAAUUCACUGCAACUUAUGGCUACUUCCUUAUUUCAAAAGAAAACGUCAAUAUGAUCCGGACCAAGGAUGAAUACUUGCUUGUUCUCAACGAGUGGGCAUUGACUGAAGAUUUGAAUGAGAUUCUGAAAGAUGUGCAGUACAUCCCGAAAAUUUAUGAUGCCAGGCCGUUAACUGAUAUCGUUCACUUCAAGCUAACUCAUUAUUCGUCAGGGAAAGAAGAAAGGGUUGCUUUUCCCGUAACGAUUCGACGCAGGGAACUCCCGAUAUUACAGCUAAGAAGGUCGGAUGAAAUAUCCGAAAUGGUGACCAUCGUUACUAAAACUGGACUACGACCAUCAUGCCUAAAGACGCUUAUUUCUUCGAUCCGCGAAUUCUAUCCGAAAGUGACGAUUAUCGUAGCAGACGAUUCUCCAAAAUCAGAAAUAAAAACUGAUGAAUUUCCGGGGGUCAAAUAUUAUCUUAUGCCUGAAGAAGAAGGGUUUUUCGCUGGAAGAGCUCUUGUCAUCAGUCAAGUCAGAACGCCUUAUUUCAUCUGGGUGGACGAUGAUUUCAUUUUUACUGAAGAUACAAAGCUCGAGAAAUUCGUGGAAGUGGCUGAGGAAUCGCAGUUUGAUAUUGUUGGAGGUCUCGUUGUCAACAAAGGAGAUAAAAAAGGAGCUGAUUGGAACUCAUAUGACAAGAUCAGCAUUCAGUAUUCUGCAGAAGGCAACUGCUACAAACGAGAUAAGCAUCAAAUUCUCACGAAUUUACCUGGCUUUGAAGAGAACUGCAUCGUAAACGACAUUGUGAAAAACUUCUUUAUCGGGAGAACUUCUACCGCCGGGUCGAUUCGAAUGGAUCCCAAUUUCUCCCAACGAGGCCACAGAGAAUUUUUCCUAGACUCGAUAGGAAAGUUGCGAAUAGCUUUUUGUGAUUUUGUCACGGUAUAUCAUGGGCAAGAAGAGUGCAUAAAAAGUCAGCCGAAUAUUUAUGCCGAACGAAGACAUCCUCAUGGAAGCAAUCUUGCGAGACUUGAGCAGAGUAUCGCUGAGAAUUGGUUUUUCAGAAAUUAUUUUUCCUGUCAAACUGAUUUUACUUAA
This is a messenger RNA of Oikopleura dioica, 1647 nucleotides long. The record is from the annotation of a GenBank genome assembly. NCBI's taxonomy places the organism in Eukaryota, Metazoa, Chordata, Appendicularia, Copelata, Oikopleuridae.